AAUUUAUAAAAAUAAAAUUCAUAAAUGGAAAAACUUUCGAUCUCAGGCACUGGCUUAGCAAAGCCAAGGACAAAGUGUGCAGGCCAUGGAGGUUGCACCUCCAGCAUUGCUUCCAAAAAGUUGAAACCUAAGGGGAAGAAAGUAUCUUCUGGUAUUUUCAGGGCCAAAUCUAUUAAAAAUGGAACAAUUUUCAAGAAAUAUUACGAUAGAAGAGAUUUGCCACUAAAGAUUAUCUUCAAGAAUGAAAAUAGGAAUAUAGAAUGGAAGGCUGAUAUCGAACUAAUCGAUUUCAACUGCUACCUGCCUAUCUUCUUCCAUGGUCUGAGGGAAAGAGAGGAGCCAUAUAAGUACCUUGUGGAUAAAGGCCUGGAUGAUCUCUUGACCUUCGGGAAAGACAAGAUUCUACCAGUCUUGCCUCAGCUUAUUAUCCCUAUAAAGGCUGCCCUGAGCACCAAAAAUCACGAUGUCGUGUGUCUGACUCUGAAGAAACUCAAGAAACUUGUACUGGCUGGAGAAAUGAUUGGGGAAAGCUUGGUUCCUUAUUACAGACAAAUUUUGCCAAUUUUCAACCUUCUAAGACACAGGAACAAGAACACAGGUGAUAAAAUUGAUUAUGGGCAGAGAAAUGAUGAUAACAUGGGAGACCUUAUCCAAGAGACUCUUGAAAUAUUCGAGAAAUUUGGAGGAGAUGACGCUUUCAUCAAUAUCAAGUAUAUGAUUCCAACCUAUGAAUCAUGUAUUUACUAA
This is a messenger RNA of Moneuplotes crassus, 747 nucleotides long. Lineage: Eukaryota; Ciliophora; Spirotrichea; Euplotida; Euplotidae. The record is from the annotation of a GenBank genome assembly.